CAACAAUCACCUGCAAACCCAAAACCCUUCGGCACUCCAUGACCACUGUCAUCUACUAUCACCCUACCAUGAAAAAGACAUCCGUUGCUACGGACUGAAGAAUUCUCCCAUCAACUAGGUUUCGAACCUUCUCUGCCAGCCUCCCACUGCUGCCGCCUGCGCAGUUCAUCAUGAGUCGACUAUGGCGCUCGGCCGCAGUCGCCACGCUGCUCAGCCUUGCAUCGGGAGAAGCAUAUACGCCAAAGCAUGAAGCAGGGAGAUGUUCCAUACGUGGGAGUUGUGGGAGCUCACAUUUCUGGGAACCGGCCCUGCCAUGUCUGGAUAACGGGCUUGCGAAAGAACCAGAGGAUGAUGUGAGAAAGCAGCUGGUGCAGAUCUGCGGGCCAAAAUGGAAUACUGGCCCGAUAUGCUGCGAAGGAGAACAGCUUAAUACCUUGUCGGAAAACCUCAAGAAAGCAAACCCCCUCAUUUCAUCAUGUCCGGCCUGCAAAGAGAACUUCUACAACAUCUUCUGCACCUUCACAUGCUCUCCUGAUCAGUCGAUAUUCAUCAACGUUACCCAAAUCGAAAAAAGUGGCGAUACAGCAAGAGUGACGGAGCUUGAUCAACUUGUGUCUGACGAAUAUGGAUCUGGUUUCUACGAUAGCUGCAAGGAUGUGAAGUUUGGGCCUACGAAUGACAACGCAAUGGCUUUAAUUGGUGGUGGGGCGAAGAAUUAUCCUGACUUUCUAGCUUUUCUGGGAAAGAAAAGCCCCCUCCUUGGAUCGCCGUUCCAGAUCAACUUUCCGAAUCCGAGCACUUACCCCGACGAUCGUAUGAGGCCGCUGGAGAUGACCCCCAAGAAAUGUAACGAUGAGGACGAGAGUUUCCGAUGUGCGUGCGUCGACUGUCCUGCCGUGUGCCCGGAAUUGUCCGAAGUUUCCCAAAAAGGGACUUGUCAUGUGGGACAGCUGCCGUGCCUCUCCUUUGGAGCUAUUUUAACAUAUGGUAUAUUCAUCUUUUUGCUUGUCACUGCUAUAUUUGGUCAUAUCGCAUGGGCAAAACAUGCGCAGCGGAAGAGUGAACGCCUGCGUUUACUCCAAGACGCCGCUCCUAGCGACGACGAAGAUGAAGGAGAUAUGGUUCAUAAUGGUGCCAUAUAUGACCGGCCGCAACGGAAUUACUGGAUCAAUACUGUUUGUGAUGGUGCUUUCAGUCGUUUAGGCUACGCUGCGGCGAGCUUUCCUGGCAUCACCAUUGGCAUUAGCGUUCUUGUUGUCGGUCUGCUCAGCCUAGGAUGGAUUCGAUUUGACAUAGAGAGAGACCCCGCCAGAUUAUGGGUCAGCCCAGCAUCUACCGCCGCACAGGAGAAGAUCUUCUUUGAUGAUAACUUUGGGCCGUUUUAUCGUGCCGAGCAGGUAUUCUUGGUAAACGAUACACUUCCUUCUGGGCCCGGCCCCGUCUUGAGCUAUGACACUCUCAUGUGGUGGAUCGGUGUCGAAGAGCGUAUAAGUGGCCUCAAAGGACAGAAAACUGGCUCUUCACUUGACGAUGUCUGUUUCAAUCCUACCGGAAAUGGUUGUGUGGUCCAGUCAGUAGCCGCCUACUUUGGAAACAACCUCAAGAAUUACAAUUCCAGCACUUGGGAAACCAAGCUCCGGGCUUGUGCUAAGUCUCCGGUGAAAUGUCUCCCUAAGUUUGGCCAGCCCAUAGAUCCCAAAAUGAUCCUCGGCGGCUUGUAUGAUACCGAUGACGUUGCAACUUCGUCUGCGACUAUUGUUACUUGGGUUAUCAAGAAUUCCGCCGAAAGAUCUCCCGAAGUUGAAAGUGCGAUGGACUGGGAGGAAUCCCUCAGAACUACGCUGCUAGAUGUACAACAGGAAGCAAGAGAUAAAGGAUUGAGAUUAUCCUUCUCGACGGAGAUCAGCUUGGAACAGGAACUCAACAAGUCUACCAACACCGAUGCAAAGAUUGUUGCCAUAAGCUAUGUGAUGAUGUUCAUUUACGCUUCACUCGCCCUCGGUUCUACAACGUUGUCUCUACGGUCCUUCUUCCGAAAUCCGUCAACUUCCCUUGUUGAAUCCAAGUUCACUCUGGGCGUUGUCGGUAUCGUUAUUGUGCUCAUGUCAAUUUCAGCCUCUGUUGGUUUAUUUUCAGCAGCUGGCAUCAAAGUUACUCUCAUUAUUGCAGAGGUCAUUCCCUUUAUUGUGCUGGCAGUUGGGGUCGACAAUAUCUUCCUCAUCGUACACGAGUUUGAAAGAGUAAACAUAAGUCAUCCAGAUGAUAUGGUGGAAUACCGCAUUGCGAAAGCGCUGGGGCGGAUGGGCCCGUCGAUACUAUUGUCUGCAACAACGGAGACUAUUGCAUUUGCUUUGGGAGCAUUCGCUGGCAUGCCGGCUGUUCGAAAUUUUGCGAUCUAUGCGGCUGGUGCCGUCUUCAUCAACGCAAUACUACAGGUCACGAUGUUUGUAUCUGUUUUGACACUCAACCAACGGCGGGUGGAAGAUCGUCGAGCCGACUGUUUCCCCUGCAUUCAGAUUAGGAGUGCUGGUGUUCAGUUCGGCCAGGGCAACGGCAACGGAUAUGCGAGAUCAUAUGAAGGCCAAGAUGAAGGAAGUCUUCAGAAAUUUAUCCGCAAGGUCUAUGCCCCUGCCCUACUUGGGAAGAAGAUGAAGGUUGCCAUAAUUGUCGUUUUCCUGGGUAUCUUCACAGCAGGAGUGUCAUUAAUACCCGAAGUAUCUCUUGGGUUAGACCAGCGACUCGCAAUACCGGAUGACUCCUAUUUGAUCCCAUACUUCAACGACCUAUAUGAUUAUUUCGAUUCUGGCCCACCCGUCUAUUUCGUCACUCGAGAAAUAAACGUUACAGAACGAGCCCACCAACAGCAGUUGUGCUCGCGAUUUACUACGUGCGAGCAAGAGUCGCUCACGAACGUUCUGGAGCAGGAAAGGAAAAGACCAAACAUAUCUUACAUUGCAUCACCUGCAGCAAGCUGGAUUGAUGACUAUUUCCGUUGGCUUGACCCCGAGCUUGACGAAUGCUGUGUCGAAAAUGGCAAGACAUGCUUCGAAGACCGAACCCCGCCAUGGAAUAUCACACUUUCAGGCAUGCCCGAGGGGCAAGAGUUCAUCCACUAUCUUCAGGAAUGGAUUGUCGCGCCAACCGGUGAGAGCUGCCCAUUGGGCGGAAAGGCUCCAUAUUCGACUGCUCUUGUUAUCGAUUCGGAGAGAGAAACCAUUCCCGCAAGUCACUUCCGUUCAAGCCACACCCCACUCCGCAGCCAAGAAGACUUCAUUGAUGCUUUGGCAUCUGCUCGCAGAAUCUCCGAUGGGCUUAGUGAAAGCACUGGCAUCGACAUAUUCCCGUACAGCGUGUUCUACAUCUUCUUCGAUCAAUACGCCACGAUCGUCAACUUGACUGCUACUCUACUCGGCUCAGCUCUUGGCCUCAUCCUAGUAAUUUCAUCAAUCCUACUUGGAUCCCUCAAGACUGGUGCGGUCGUCACAGCUACUGUUCUUAUGAUUGUGGUCGACAUCACUGGGACCAUGGCCGUUUUCGACGUGUCUUUGAAUGCGGUCAGCCUCGUCAAUCUCGUUAUUUGCGUUGGUAUUGGAGUCGAAUUCUGCGCACAUAUUGCCAGGGCCUUCAUGUUCCCUUCACGCUCAGUAAUAGAACGUGCUAAGAACAAGUUCCGGGGCAAGGACGCUCGCGCCUGGACUGCACUCGUGAACGUUGGAGGAUCAGUAUUCUCUGGCAUCACGAUCACCAAGCUGAUCGGUGUAUUUGUGCUUGCCUUUACAAGAAGCAAGAUUUUCCGGACCUUUUACUUCCGCAUAUGGCUGGCGCUGGUCGCCUUUGCUGCAACGCAUGCCUUGAUAUUCCUUCCCGUGGCCUUGAGCUUAUUUGGCGGCGAAGGAUAUAUUGAUCCAGAGAGUGACGGAGGGUUGGAGGAAGACCUUGCAAGUAGACGGUACAGGGCUUUGUUGCCAGAUGAUGGAGACGAUUCAGACGAUGACUAUUGAGUAGAGCCUACAUAGAUUGAUGUCGAUAAUGUAAGAUCAUAAAUUGGAUAGCGAUGGUACACGCUAGGUUUCCCCAAC
Hyaloscypha bicolor E is the source of this 4079-nucleotide messenger RNA. RefSeq names its product patched sphingolipid transporter-like protein. The transcript has 2 exons. The coding region runs from base 171 to 4001 and encodes 1276 amino acids. The record is from RefSeq and is a predicted model, not a curated record. Gene Ontology annotation, cellular component: membrane. Lineage: Eukaryota; Fungi; Ascomycota; Leotiomycetes; Helotiales; Hyaloscyphaceae.